Messenger RNA from Rotaria socialis, 852 nucleotides. The record is from the annotation of a GenBank genome assembly. NCBI's taxonomy places the organism in Eukaryota, Metazoa, Rotifera, Eurotatoria, Philodinida, Philodinidae.
AUGGAUCCUCUACCUAAUUUAGAAUGUUUCUCAUUAACAUGUUAUAAGAGUACUCAAGAUCGUGACAGUGUGGUUUUACCUCUUUUUCAUCGAAUGUCGCAUCUCAAAGAAUUAAAUUUAUAUAUAUAUAUCUUGGGUGGACCCACGUUCAUCGCUGGUACUCAGCUUGAUAAUGCAAUUCUUAUUCAUAUGCCACGACUUCAUACAUUCACAUUUUAUAUCGCUUCUAAGCACGGCUCUGUUGAUCCAGAUGUACGUAUAUCUAACGUAGAUAUUCUAAGCACUUGUAAAAAUAUACAAUAUCGACAAGUGGCUUGUAUGGUGGAUUAUUUCUUCUGUAAGAGAAUGAUUUGUCGAGUUUUUUCACUCCCAGUUAAAUUUCAUCGUCUCGAAGACAUCGGAAAUAAUAUUCCAAACAUUGUAUUUGCUGCUGUUACUCAUUUGAAGCUAUGGGAUAAAGACCCAUUCAAAUAUGAAUUUUUCAUUCGACUUACUCAAGCCUUUCCAUUUCUUAAAGAUUUAAGUAUUAAGAUUAUUCAACCACCUUUUUGGAAAUCUCGCGAACGUCAUCUUUAUGAAAAAGACUGGUGCUCAAUUGUUCAAUACCCGUAUCUUGUUUCACUUAACAUCACUUGUACACAUAUUCAUUAUGUUGAACAUUUUCUCAAUGAUACAAAAACACAUCUGCCUCGUUUAACUGAAUUAAAAGUCAAUUAUGUUAAUUUGGAAAUAGUGACAAACAACUUUACAAGAGCUGAAACACGACGUAAUUGUGCUAAGAUAAAACAAUUCAUUUCUGAACAAUCCAUGAUCUAUCCGAAAGAUGUUUAUGACUAUUUUCUUUCGUUGUAG